AUGCCUUUCUCACUUUACGACAUCACCGUCCCGACCUUCAUCAAACACCUCAAAGCCCUCACUAAGAUCAUCGACAAAGCUGUUGCCCAUGUUGGUGAAGGCAAUGAGUCCAAGAUCCUCGAGUUACGCCUCAUAGAGGAUAUGAAAGCCUUUACGUACCAAAUCCAACGCAUGAGCGACGGCGCCAAAGGCGUCGCAACCCGUCUCGGGGGGGCUGAGCCCGUUGUCUGGGAAGACAAUGAGAAGACGAUCCCGGAGGUGCGGGAGCGCAUCCGCAAAACCAUAGCGCUUCUGGAGAGCCUGGAUCCCAAAUCCAUGGACGGGAAGGAGGAGGUGGAAUAUGAUUUGUUUGGGAAAUUCACGCUUACCGGGGCAAAGUAUGUGCUGGAGAUGGCAAUUCCAAAUUUCUUUUUCCACUAUACAACGGCGUAUGCGCUGUUAAGGAAGGAGGGUGUACCUAUUGGCAAGAUGGACUAUAUCGGCAUGGUUUGA
Venustampulla echinocandica is the source of this 492-nucleotide messenger RNA. RefSeq lists its product as uncharacterized. Bases 1 to 492 code for a protein of 163 amino acids. The record is from RefSeq and is a predicted model, not a curated record. Lineage: Eukaryota; Fungi; Ascomycota; Leotiomycetes; Helotiales; Pleuroascaceae. The transcript has a single exon.